Messenger RNA from Planococcus citri (citrus mealybug), 8996 nucleotides. Its product is annotated as esterase E4-like. Gene Ontology annotation, molecular function: serine hydrolase activity. Bases 145 to 1737 code for a protein of 530 amino acids. Lineage: Eukaryota; Metazoa; Arthropoda; Insecta; Hemiptera; Pseudococcidae. The record is from RefSeq and is a predicted model, not a curated record. The transcript has 16 exons.
UAGAGGGGGGUUUGGGGGCGCAGCCCCCAAGAGCGAGUUCCGAGGGCGAAGCCCGAGGAACGAGCAACGGGGGUUGGGCCGCGAAGCGGCCAGGGGGCCGUAGGCCCCCUAGUACUACAUAUAAUCAGACUUUAUAAUGAGGGCAUGGUAUACACGAAUUAUAUCAAUAAAUUGCGCAUAAAGGAUCCAGUAAAAGCAAAACCUUGGAAAGAUAUAAAGGAUGCCACGAUUGAAAAGGAAGGCUGCAUACAAUUUUCCUUGUUAACUUAUGAGUUCAUAGGAACAGAAGAUUGCUUAUUUAAUAACAUUCACACAACAAAAUUACCACGAAUUAACGUAGCUCUGAGACCAGUAAUUGUCAACAUUCAUCCAGGAGCCUACAGUUUUGGUUCUCCUCACACAGAAUUCUAUGGAUCACCAGAAUUUGUCAUGCAUAACGAUAUCGUAUACGUCUGUAUUUCAUACAGAUUGCAUAUUUUAGGAUUUUUAAAUUUGAAAUUGAAGGAAUGUGCAGGUAAUCAAGGAAUCAAAGACAUAGUCCUAUCGCUGCGAUGGAUUAAAGCUAAUAUACGAGCAUUUGGUGGUGAUCCAGACAACGUAACAUUACUUGGAAGUAGCAGUGGUUCUGCACUAGUGCACAUUUUAAUGUUAUCGCCUUCAGCCAAGGGUUUGUUUCACAAAGCUGUCUUGAUGAGCGGGCAUUUAACUCACUCAGUAUCACCUUACCGAAAAACCAAUGAGAACUAUGCUCGAGAAAUGGCAACAAAUAUUGGUUACGAUGGAAACCUUCAGGAUGGUAAAAAAAUAUUAAUGUUUUUAAAAAAACAAGAACCGGUGAUUUUGAUUGAAGGAUUUAGACGAUGUCAAAAUGUUUUACAUCAGACGAUCGCUCCCAUCGUACCGAUGUGCGUAUUUAACCCAACACUCGAUCAAGGGGGAAUUCUAUCAGACUUGCCAGAAAAUCUGAUUGAAUCAAUGACACGAAUACCAAUCAUAAUAGGAUUUUCACAAAUCGAAUCUGUAAUGGGGUUUAUUCGUGAGUUGACUAACAAGUUCCUGAUUCUUAGAAUUUUGUUUUUUAUUUCUUUUUUCAAUGAUAAUCCAUCACGGCACAAUGUAGGGAGUCUCAGACCACUAACGGAAAAAAACUUUAAAAAUUCUCUGCGUCAGAAUUGUUUCGGUUGGGGAUACCACUGCAGCGACGACUACAUUCAAUCGAUCUACAAAGAAGCAGAAGCAUUCUAUCUAAACGGAGAACCAGUCGAACAAGCACCACUGCCCAUCAAAAUGAACAUUCAGACUGAUAUAUCAAUAUCUGAUAUUUACAAUACAAUUAUUAAUCCGAUAUCGAAAGACUUGCCUUCUUCAGUGUUCGUUUAUAAAUUUGAAUUCGAGGGGAAUAUUCAUUCAAUGAAUACGACAUUGAAAAACAUGAUUGAUGAACCGAUCAAAGGAACGUGCCAUGGCAGUGAUUUUUGCUAUUGGAAUCGCAUGGGUGAUCCUAGAGACAAAGAAACUCGUAAAAUGGUGGAAACGUUCACAAAACUCAUUACAACUUUUGCUGAAAAAGGAGAUCCAAAUUAUGAAAAUUGUUUGGUUAAGUGGAAACCAUGCACACUAGAGGAGCCAUGUCAUCUGAGCAUAAAUCAGCCUAUGGUAAUGGUUGAUGGUAAAUUGAACAACGACAGGUUGGAAUUUUGGGAACGAAUACAGGAGAAAUACAAAGCCAAAGAGUGAUUGUGAUAAUGCGUGCAUUUUUCUUCUAAAAUAUGGUCAAUGUAAAAUAUAAAAUUGUAUCCCCCUCAUUUCACUAUAAGGUUAUUUUUUGAAAAAAACAUGUAUUUAAUAAGAUGACCUAUAAUUUGUAACAAGGCAUCUUUCAACUCCAAAAGAAUAAGUAGGCCAGUAGUCGAACAAAAGCAAUGUUGCCACAGCAAAACUCGACGAAGAGAAAUUCCAUCAAUUCAUUUUUUGUACUUAUAUCUAUCUAUACUUAGCAAGUAACAAGCAAUUUUUCCACACACUCAACAGUUCAAGCAUAGAACUUUUAUUACCAACACGAGGCCAAAAAAAAAGUAUGUACAAAUUGAAAGUCACGCUUUCUGACACAAUUAUUUUCCUUGAAUCCAAGUAUAAGCGUGCGUACAAUGCAAUGUUGCUGACCAUUAUCACGACGAGUCAACCAGCGAGAACCAGAACAUGCUUUGUGCCACAUGAAGUCUAAAGUAAUCAGGAACGUACACCGCAUGACGUAAAAUGUCAACUUUUUUCCGUUAGCUCAUAGGAACAGGGUUUUAAAAUACUUCGAAUUACCUGCUCAUAGCAAAUUUUAAGGCAGUGUUAUUUUUAUUCGUGCGACUAAUUUUUUUUUUUUUUUUGAAAAUGUCUGAAAAUACGAUUAUAACCGUAAAUGAAGGCCGAAUUCGAGGAAUUAAAAAAUUCUCCAAGUUUUCAAAAACAGAAUACUAUUCUUUUUUUGGAAUAAGGUACGGAAACCCACCUGUAGGCAUUCUUCGAUUUCAGGAUCCGGUGAAAACUACCCCAUGGAUGGAUAUUCUUGACGCCACGAGUGAAAAAGAAGGUUGUAUUCAAUUCUCAAUGCUGACUCACAAAUUUUUGGGAGCAGAAGAUUGUUUAUUUAAUAAUAUCCACAUACCGAAGAUACCUCAAAAAAACGAAGCUCUCAGGCCAGUAAUUGUCAACAUUCAUCCAGGAGCAUACAGAUUUGGUUCUCCACAUACGAAUUUUUACGGAUCACCUGAAUUCAUCAUGCAUAACGAUGUCGUAUAUGUUUGUAUUUCAUACAGAUUACACAUUUUGGGAUACCUGAAUUUGAAUUUAAAGGAAUGUUCGGGCAAUCAAGCCAUUAAAGAUAUAAUUCUAUCGCUGCAAUGGAUCAAAAACAAUAUACGAUCAUUCGGAGGUGAUCCAGAUAAUAUAACAUUGCUUGGAAGUAGCAGUGGGUCAACACUUACACAAAUUUUACUCUUAUCACCUUCAACUCAGGGGAAAGGUCUCUUUCACAAAGCUGUAUUAAUGGGUGGACACUUGACCAAUCCCGUAAUACCUCAUCAAAAAACAAAUGAAACUCACGCACGCGAAAUAGCAAAAACUCUUGGUUAUGAUGGAAAUGUUCUAGAUAAUGAAAAAGUAUUAAUGUUCUUAAGAGAGCAAGAACCUCUAUCGUUAAUUGAAGGAUUUAGACGCUGCGAGAAGAAUUUACAUCAGGUAAGUAAGGCCUUAUUAAAAACAAUCUCCUCUACCUCAAACUAAACCAUAGCUUCGAAAAAAUGUCUAAACCACUCCAAGCCUUCCAGUGAUUUCUCAGAGAAUUUCAAAUAACUCUGAAAAGACCUACAGUGGACUUCAACGUUUUUAGCUGCUUGGUAAAGUUUCUCCCGACUAUUGUAAGUUGCGACUGAAAAAUACCUCAACCCAAAAAAAGUGAGUAACAAGGAGUGGGAAACCGCCAAAGAAAGUAUCCCAACCAGCAUAAAAGUUUUUGAACCAGACAAAAAGGGAUCCAAAGAGGAUCCCAAAAUAUACCACUGGACAAAAUUUCAGGUGAUGAAAUUCAUUUUUCGAGUUUUAGCUAAUUUUUGAAAAUUACCUACAAUUUGGCAAAAAUUAGAAAAAAAUCAAAAUUUUAGCAAAAUUGAUCCAGAAAGCUGGGUUUAUACCCUAUUUUGGACCUCCCGAGCUGAUUGGAGACAAUUUCAAAUCUUCUGGAGCCUCGAGCGGUUUUUGAUUUUUUUUUCAACUCAUGAAAACAUAAUCACUGGAGAAAAUGUUGGAUUUGAAUCAGCCCAAAAAUAUUUUGAUGAUAGGUACGUGCCCAAAUCGAACGAAAGAGUUGCAAUGAUGAUAAAUCCGAGUUUAUAAGUGCUGAAUUUCAUUUUCACCCUAUUUACAGCGUUUUUUGGAAAACUGGAGAAACCAAAAAUUCGCUGGAGGCUCCAGAACGGUUUGAAACUGUCACCAAUCGACUCGAGAGGUCGAAAAUUGAGAAUAAAGUUGAAGCUUUCAGAUUUCCAAGUCAAUUUGAUGUACUUACUCGAAAAAAUCUGUAAAAUUUGUAGCCAUUUUUCUGAAUUUUUAUAAAUUGACAAUAAUGACCAAAAAAUGGAUACUAUUAUAUUCUCAAGUGUUCUCACAAAAUCCAAAAAUGAUAUCUCUCGAUGUUUCGGUAUAAUUCCAGAGUAAUAGUACAUAUUUGGAAAGAAAAAGUCUUUCAAACAUGAAUUUACUCAAAACUAAGCGAUUUUCAAAAUUUCAGCUGUUCAGUAUAGUUAAUCUUUAGUAUUUUUGGAUUUUGAUGGCAAUGCCAGAGAGUUCAACACAUUUUCUAUUGGGCCAUGUUUCUCAAAGCAAGUUUAGCAGCGACUAGAGCGAAACAACCACGAUUUUUCGGAAAUGCUCUUUUCUUAAGGACCCAUAUCUCUCCUCCAAAGACACUUAUGAUUCACUGAUUAACAUCAUCCGUAACUACGAGCGCAAAAUGAGAAUCGAAACAAAUCCGGUGCUGUUAGCGUGCUAUGGUCCAUAUAUCACUACAUUAUUCCACGCCGCCGAAAAUAGGGACUAAAAAUGUUUCUUAUUGACUUUCAACUCAAAAACCAAAGUUCAUUUUAUGAAGUGUUCAGUCUAAAUUAAGCUUUCGCCGUUGAGUACAUACAAGCCCAAAAAAGACCAAUGCACCCAAUGUCAAAAAUAUGAAACAAUGCCGAGUAUUCAUUCAGUGAAGAUCAAUUGGAGGCAUAUAAAAAACAUAAAGAGCGAGAGGUUGCAUCCCAGGCGAUGAAAGAUUAUGACAUGAAUUCCAGUAGUGCUUGCAGUGUGACCUUCGAUUUAGAAGCGGCACUAAACAUUCCGUGAACAACGAAUUCUGGAAUUUACCAAUGAAGAAAAUUUAGUUCGUAAAACUUCACUUUGUAUGAUGUGAAUUUUGGAACUGUACAUACAUUGUGUAUUCGACCAGUUGAGCCAGUUGAAAUAGUAAAUAUUUGCAAUUCCUUAAGGUACAAUAACUUGAUUGAUUUUGCAAUUGAUCAGUUGAAUCAAUUGAGGUACAUACAUAUAAGAUUUCAUAAUCUUUGCAAUAACUUGAUUAAUUCUGCAAUUGAUCAAUUGGAUUAAUUAAAAUACAUAUAAGAUUACAUAAUCUUUGCAAUAACUUGAUUGAUUUUGCAAUUCCUCGCAACAACUUCAUUGAUUUCCUUACUUGAAAGAGAAGUGGUUCUGGUUCAGAUUUACCAAGGGAUCAAAUUUUAUUCAAUACAAGCAUGAUCAUGACAGUGAAUUGAUGUCAAUUGAUCAAAGACGUACUUAAAGAGAGGGCAGCUCGCCCCUCAACGCAAUUUUUCAUGUUUAGUUGGGAAAAUUUACCAUUUGUACUUGAAAAGUUGAAAAAUUCAAUAGUUGCCUUUCAAACACAGCAGAAUAAUAUUUAUGAGCGAAAAUUUAACAUUCUUGUUGAGAAAUAGUUGGUUUUCAGUUUUAUUUGAUUUUUGCUCAAUUUAGGAAAUGCCAAUUUUUUAUACUCUCAUUAAGGCGUCGUUACAGAACGCAGUUCCAUGUAAGUUCUGAUUUCAAGGUUCCAAGUUUUUCAGCGUCUCAUUUUGGACAAAAGAUUGAAAAAAUUUUGACGUCGCCUUUAUCUCUUCGAAAUUUUUCGAUCUUUUGACGAAAACAAGUGGCCGAAUAGUUUUCAAAACUUAAAAAUUUAAAACUAUAGAACUUUGACUACGUUUAUAAAGACACCUUCAAUAUUAUUGUUUUCUUAUUCAUUUUAUUUAAAAACAGGAGACUCUGCGCUGCUGCUUCCGAAGGUCACAACUGUUGCCACUCAUUACCCGAUUACUAUCGAAAAGCUCAUCAAAAAAUAUGACGAUGUAGAAGCAUUGAAAAGUGCUUACUACGCAAAACUUGAAGAAGUCACACCCAUCCAUCAAGAUCGAAUUUUGAAAGCAUUUUCUUACGAACUUUGUUUCCAUGUUAAAAAAAGAUUGGCAAAGGAAAAACAGCAAAAUCAAAUUGUGGCUAUCCUCGAAUAUCUUGUCGAAAGAAUUUGGUUGUACGAGUUUACGUUGCCAACUGCCAAUACUUACUACGCUCUUUCUUUUUCUUUUUCAUUUUCACUUUUCUGGUAGCAGGAUAUCAGUUUGUUUGCGAUAUGGUAAUGCGAGCAUUAUAAUCAUUGAACAAGGUAUGUAGUAGAUAUUAGGUAAGGUAGGUGAGUUACAGAACAAAGACAGGCUGAUAAGAAAACUACGAACAAGUAUGACGAAUACUACCUCCUACCCAACAGUCUCGCAUAUUUACCGCGGAUAUCGCAAAAGUGCGAGUAUUAUACGAAACGUAUGUCGUCUGUUGUCUCUCCUUGGUGUCAUCUACGAGUACAUAUUUUGGAAACAAUACGAUACAAAACGAUAACGUGCAGAUAACUAAAGCGAUCUUAGUGGACAUAAUUUAUGCGUGGGUAUGAACGACGCCGACGUCGUUUCUCCAUAUGACAGUAGCAUUAUGAGCAGUUUGCAAUGGUUACGAUGGAUGGUAUUGUUUCUGAUGAGAAGUGCGAACGAGUACAAAGGAUCGAACGUUGAAUUCACUUUUCCAGAUGAAUGUAUGACAGGAACCAACUGGUGCGGUCCAGGCAACAUAUCUUCGCAUUUUGACCACUUGGGAACUUUCGUCAAAACGGAUAGCUGUUGUAGGGAACACAAUCACUGUCCACUCUCCAUCAGCGCCAAUCAAACCAAAUACGGAUUACACAACGAAUUACCUUACACCAGUUCAAAUUGCGCUUGCGAUGAGGCUUUCUACCAAUGCUUACACCGUGUCAACACCAACUCAGACAUGCCCGAUACGCUUUCGUCAGAAUUAAUCGGCGAAAUAUACUUCACUUUUUUGGAAACUCGUUGUUUUCAAAAAGUACCACCAUACGCAUCUUGCGAGGUCAACAACAACACAGAAGAUUGCUUAAUUUCAGCGUCAAAUCAUUCGGUCGAAUUUCAAUGGAAAACAAUGCCACCGUUCAAAUGACAACGCACACACGUAAUUACCUACUUACGGCUGCGAUACCUAAUUAAACUAACCUAUUAAGUAAACAUGCUAUGUAAAUUGUAAUCACCUAUUUGCUCGAUAUGCAUGUGAAAUAUUACAAUUUUUAUUUAUAAUUCCCCGAUUGAAUGUUUUUUUGAAAAUAUGAGAACAUUUUUCACAGGGUAAUCACAAAUUCCGAAAAAUACUUACAGAUUGAAAUGCUCGCUAAAUUCAAAUUAAUGAGAGGAAAAUCGAAGUUGUGCAAAAAGAAACAUGAAAGUGCAAAAAUCUCCAGGACCAACCGAAAAAAUUCUUCAACUCUUACAAAACAGCAAAAAUCCAUUUGUGAAGUAUAUGACCUCAAACAAUCCCCCCUCCCCCACCCUAUAUAACUUGAGAGGCAAAGUCGCAAUCUUACCCACAACCUAUUGAUUUCAAAGUUGGCAAAACUGAGGCUGUAUUCAAACUUCAAAACCUCAUAAACCAUUAGAAAUGGAUGGUUACUGUUUAUUAUGAUACCUACGUAAAUCUUGAAAUGAUAUUUUGUAUUUAUGACACUGGAUGUUCUCCAGAUACAUUCUCUUUCUCAUGUUAACCUAACUGCCUUCUGUUGGCUUGAGGUUGAUUUACAAAAAGGCCUUUGAUGGGAGUUCAAGUCAUACCAUUUACAAACAGUAGGGUGACAAUGAAAUACACAGGGAAAAAAUUUUUUGUUAUUUUUUUUACAGCACACCUGAAAAAUGUGCUAUGAGGUGUCAAAAAAUGAUCACAAAGUUUCAUCCCUCCAAGUUGAUUUUAACCCGUGCCUCAAGGGCCCCAAAGUUUUGAAUGUAAUGUCGGAGCGCGACCUUACGAGUCUCACAGCGACGCGUGGUGGAGAAAUCGUUGAGUACGCGCUACAUGUACAAAGUGAAUUAGAGUAAGGGUACACUUUAUUAUUUUUUUUGUUGAUAAUUGAUGAUUCUUUUUUCUCGUCUCAAGCUAACUCUAAAACAGUUUUCAAAUUAUAUUUUCUACGAAAAAAUCGGGUUUUUCUAUUUUAUUUUACUGUGGAAAAAAUUGAGCUUUUAAUGCACGUUUUUAUACAUUUCUCUUUACUUUUUCACCGCCUGCAGGGAUAUAAAAUUCACUUAUUAUGCUCAUUCAAUAUUUUUUCACUCGCUGUCCAUGUCCGAUGGCCAUUAAUUACCUUAUGAAAGUCUGGUUUUCAUUAAGUAUUAAAAGCUCGUCUCAAGAACUUGUUGAAGAUUAAUGUAGAGCAUAAGGAUGCUCGUAAUGUCGAUACUGAAAAAGUAAUCUUACUAUUUCAGUCACAAAAAACUCACCGUCUCAAGGUCUAAACUUACAUCACAAAUAUUUCAAGAAAUUACUUACUCUUUUUUUAGAAUUUCAAACUUGAGAACUACUUGUUAGUAAAAGAAAAUCUGGACAUUCUUGUUAUGUACCAUAGUUUGGAUAUAUGUAGGUAAUUUAGUAAAUACGUUUGUUGAGUAAUCACUGCCAAAGUCCGGUCACAUGAUUCCCAAAUAUUUUUCCAAAAAUCCUUUUUUUGCCCAAGAUAUGUUAUCAUAAAAGAGGCAAAUAAAAAUAUUAUAUUAACUUACUUAUUUUUAAAUUUUAAUUAUAUUGAUUUUAAUUUGAUAUUUUAUUUUGAUAAAUAUAAUUUGUUUUUUGUAUUUAUUUUAAUAAUAAUUUUUAUAUAGAAUUUAUUUGAGGGUGCAAAUUUGGAAGGAAUUUGGUGUAUGACGGUUAGUAUUUAUGGGUAAUUUAGAUUAAUUUAGAUAGAGUUUAGUAGAUACAUUGGGUAAUUGCUGCCAAGGUUGGGUCUCAAGUUUGCCCAAUUUUAAUGACCUAAGUUUAUUUUCAUUAUUUUCAAUUUCUUCUUUUUUGCGUUUUUGAAUGAUAUAUUUUGUACCUUACCUGAGUAAUUAAUAAUAAAAACUUUUUUUUUCUUU